Messenger RNA from Schizophyllum commune H4-8, 2017 nucleotides. RefSeq lists its product as uncharacterized. Gene Ontology annotation, biological process: phosphatidylcholine biosynthetic process. The transcript is spliced from 6 exons. NCBI's taxonomy places the organism in Eukaryota, Fungi, Basidiomycota, Agaricomycetes, Agaricales, Schizophyllaceae. Bases 50 to 1609 code for a protein of 519 amino acids. The record is from RefSeq and is a predicted model, not a curated record.
UUGUUUUCCUGGCCAUUCAUCACGCUUUAUUCCUUGUUCCUAGACCGCCAUGUCAAGACCACCUUCCCCACCCUUCUUAAGUGGACGCUCGUUCCCCGCACCCUUUGAGAGGUUUCUACGCGAGCCCGAUGUCUCAGACUGGGCAAGCGCGUUCACGCUUUUGGACACGAUCGAGACGUACUUCGACUCCCAUGUCGACCUGUGGCAGCGAAAACUGCAGGCGCAGAGUGAGCGCCUCAAGCUCAAGGCCGAGGAGACGUUCAAGAUCCGUGACCUUUCCGCCGGCGACCUGCUCAAGACGCGCAUUCGCGAUCUGCGAGAGCGCUCGAGCGAGGGGCUGGCCGUUGACUUCGACAAGGAGAUGAAGAACUUUAAGCUCAAGAUCCAACAACGGAUGACGCGCCUCUCCGCCUCGUGGCACUCGACCAAGGUCGUCCGCACGCGCGAGAAGGUCUCGUUCUUCGUCGGUGUCAUGACCGUCCUCUUCUCAGCGUUGAUGUUUGGCAUGGCACCGCAGUACGUGCCCCUUGCGUACACGAUCGGUUCGGCCUACCUCAUCCCCCUCCGCUGGUACAAGUACAAGCAACGCGCAUGGCAUUAUUUCCUCUUCGACCUCUGCUACUACGUCACCAUCCUCAACUUCAUCUUCCUGUGGCUCGCGCCCUGGAGCCCGGCGCUCUUCGUCGCGUGUUACUGCCUCAGCCACGGAAGUCUGGGAAGUGCGGUUAUCACUUGGCGCAACUCGCUCGUCUUUCACGAUCAGGAUAAGGUCACUAGUCUGUUCAUACACAUCUAUGGCCCAUUCACAUUCACGGUCAUACGACAUUUCUACCCUGGCGCGGAGGAACGAUACCCAGCGCUGAAGGAGCUGCCCCAUCUGCACCCGCUCAAGGCUAUCUUGCUUAGCGGGGGGAUCUAUCUCAUCUGGCAGGUCCUGUACUGGAAGCUCGUGUUGAUAGACCGCCGCGAGAAGAUCGAGUCCGGGCAGCGCACAACCUCGUUCUCCUACUUCCUCAACGACCGCCGCAGUGCUAUUGGCCGCGCCCUUGCCAAUGUCCCCCAAGCAUAUCGUGAACUAGCGUUUAUGGGUGGUCAACUUCUGUACACCAUAAUCACCAUCCUGCCAGCCAUCUGGCCGCUAUACGAUAGCCCGAGAUGGAGUGGCGCGUUCCUGAUCAUGAUCUUCGCGGUUAGCGUGUGGAACGGUGGCGGGUACUACAUCGAGGUCUUCGGCCGCAAGUUCGAGCGUGAGCUCGAGGCCCUGCGCAAGGAGCUGGCUGAGAGCAGCGCUAGCAGUCACUCUUCUGGGUCCACGCGCGGGGACAGCGACGACGACGAGAUGGCCUCGUAUAAUGGAUCGACGGUCUCAACACCGGCUAUCCAGGCCAUGGACCUUCCACCGACGAAGUCAGAGCCUGCGAUCUCGAACGGGCAGACUACCGCCACGGAAGCCCUGAACGCGGCGGUGCAAAGGCCGUCGGCGGCGACGAUCAAGAUGGCCGGUGGCAAUUUGUCAGAGCCAACGCUCGGGACCUCGACACCGCCGCUGACGGAGCGUCCGGCGAACAAUGUGCAUGCCACAGAUGAGACGAGGGCGAAGGUGGAGUAAAGUUAUGUGGGAUGGAUCUGGUUAUCUGGCCCUUGGAAGAUCUUAAAAGGAUUGUACGACUAGAUGGUUUGGAUUUCUAGCACACACUUAUAUGCAUUCAUGUUUUUACGAUUUGUUUCGGGGUCUAACGGGGCUGUUGACCUUUUCCCAGUCCACGACAAGGCCAAGGCCAACUAGACGGCCACGUCGUCUUCUGGCUUUAUACACGACCUGUACACGACACCUUUCUCUUUCAUGGACUACAGCCUAUCCUUACUUUACGCGCUCUCUAGUCUUCUACGACAGUACGCGCUUGCACUUGAUGUUCUUGUAAUGAUCCUUACUGUGUUGAUAAUGUACGGUGGACGAGAGGUGUUAUGCAUUAGCGUAGGCGAGCGUGAAGCCAGCGUCAAGAUAAAUCAGAUUGGG